AUAAACGCACAUGGAAGUGCAAAGAGAGUGAAGAGAGAGAGAGAGAGAAAGAGAGAGAGGCAGGUUUCAAUCUGUUGUAGUAGUACGUGGGAGCAAUAUUCGGGUUUUCCCAAGCCAUCAUCUCUCAAGUGUGACGGUGGCGAAGCCCCCUUUGCGUGCUCUCUCUAAUCUCUCUCUCUCUCUCUCUCUCUGCUGAUUCUUUCUCUCUCCUUAACGUAACGCACCGAGAUUCGAAACCCUAAUUGAAGCCACAAUCUCUCGCGGCUGCUGAUCGGCAGUGAAAAGAAAAUACUGGAGACUAGAUAGCUCCGUCGGCGAUUGCCGGGAGGUUUAAGGAUUAGUUGUAGGGCAUCACUGAGAGAUGUCACGAUAUUUAUUGGGUGGGUUGUCCUUGGAGCUCCAUAAUGGUGGACCUGUGAAAUGUGAAUUAUGUUUUCACAUUGAGGUAUACUCGGCUUGUUGGUACUGGUGUUGAUUGGUUAGAGGAAAACAAGAACAACACUGGUGGUGAAAUAUUACGCAAUAAGUUGGUAAAGAUGUUAUUCAGCAAAGAAAUUGAGGGUUUGCAUGACGAUGGUUUUCAGGGGUCAAUCAAUGACCAUCGUAUUUUCUCAGAGGUGUUCUUUGGAAAUGACCAUGACAGAACUAGUAAGAGGUGUCUUGUUACUGGAGCUAUUAAUUUUGACUGUGAUUUUAGUAGACAAGCAGAUAAGUUUUGUUCGAACAGUGAAAUCUCAGCCAUAACAAGUAAGGUGGAUUCUUGUAAUGUAAAGGAGGAUUCAAGAGAAUAUUCUGCAUUGUUAAUGAGGAAGGACCACGAGGUGAAUGGUAAAAGAAUAAAGUUAUCAGAUGACGACCUUUCUCAUUGCAGACCUUACUCUGAAGCAAUUUUGAAUUCGUCAGCUUCUUUGAACAGGGUCGUUUCUAGUAUGUCUGAAUCAGAUUCAAAAUUUGUUUGUCACUCUGUAACGUGUCGUAUCGUUGAAUCAUCCAGUCACAGUGUUACUUCCAGCUGUUAUCUGCUCAGGCGACCUGCAGAGACUAGCUCAAGAAGCAUUAUGAUUGGAAGGAAUGUUUCCAAGUGUGGGCUUUCGAGCUUGGAUGGAAGUGAUAAGAAGGAAGGCAGUGCAAGUAAAGCAAUUGCUUCACCCGUUUCUCAGGAGAGCUUUGCAACCAAGAUUUUGGUUACAAGUCCACCUGCUGUCACUGCAAAUAAGUCAUCCAACAUUCAUAAAGUGGCCAAAGAUAAAAUAUUGUCCAAUAGAGCAUUCAAAAAGGAUCCCAGUCCUCUUCUACGCAGCCACAUGCAGAGCUUACUCAGAGCAGCAGGAUGGGAGAUUGGGAGCCGUAAAAGACUAGAUAGGAAAAACGGUAGCAAAUGGAGUUAUUUGUCACCUCAGGGUGGAAAACCCAUUCGCGAGUUUUAUAAAGCUUGGAACUUGUGUGGUCAGAGCUUGUUAGCCAGCAAAGGUGUAAUUGUGGAGGAAGAGGGUACGCAGUGGGCUAGUAUGACCGAUUUAUGGUCCGAUCUAUCACUUACACUUAGCAAAAUUGAAGAGGAAGAGAUUAAUACGGAAACUACUACUGCACUAGCGCAUCGGUGGUGUCUUCUUGACCCCUUUGCCAAUAUGGUACUCAUUGAAAAGAAGUGGGGUAGGCUAAGAGCAGGAAAAGUAGUCAAAGCAAGGAGGAUGAUAUUGCUUGAUACGUCUGCCAAAGAUGAUGGCAUUUUGUCCUUGAAAGAUGUGGAUAGUAUUGGAAAUCAGUGUGAGAGACAUUCACUAAAUUGUAUUCAUGGUUCUUCUCUGGUCAGUGAAAGCAUGCUAACAAAUUCCGAGGGGAAUUACCCUGUCAGCAAUGGAUACUGUGGUCAUAAAAUUUCUGAAAAUUUUGGACAGUUGCAUGGGGGGGCAGCGAAAGCUCUGAAAGGAGUAUCAAUUUAUUUGCAUGACGAAAAGUGCACGGAAUUCAGAGAUACUGUUAGUGGGAUAGGAACUCGACGUAGGGAAAUCUCUGGGGACAAGAGAACCGGACAGGAUCUGAACUCUUCACAAGCUUUUGGGGCAGAUAGCACUUGUGACCAUUCCAAUAGUUGGCUGUUUGAUGUUCCCGUCACUGUUGGAAAGUUAGAUAUCAAGUUUGGUGGGUCUGAAAGUGUCUCUCCUCAUCAAGAUAGUGGCACAAGCUCCCCAGGUGGUGAUAGACGCAGAUCUGACCACGACGAAGCAAUGGCUUCGGAAGUAGAUGAAUCUGUAUCCAUGGGAUAUUCAGAAGGAGGAGGUAGAAGUUUCUGCAGAAAAGUCAAUUGUAACCAUCUAAACUGCAGAAAUGAGGGUCUAUCUCAGUUUAAUGACCGAGAUUCUUAUCCGUCACUGAGUACUUGUUUAGAUGGUGUUUUGUUCAGACCUCCCCUUGUUGAAGACAGCCAUUUGGUGGUUUCCUAUGAUAAAGAGUUCGUGCAACAUGCUGGAUUUGUUGGAAAGGUCCAUGGGCAGAGCAUGGACAUUUCCAAAUUUGGAAUGAAAGGUGCAUCUUGUGCAGCGGAUGCUAUUGUGAAAAGGAAGGAAGUUGAGAAAUCCAGAAAGAUAUCCAAAAGCAAACUGGCCACAUUGCAUCAAAAUGAGAGGUUCAAUUUGUCUACUAAUAAGGCUGAAGGACAUAAAAUUGAUGACAGUAGCAUACAGUCACACUCUGGAGAAGUCCGGGAGUAUUUGAUAGCUACUAAUGCAAGAAGUGGUAGAAGUUGUGAAAAGUCAAAAUUUAGGAAGGUCCGUCGCAAGUCUAAGAAAUUGAUUAAGUUUCCUCAUGAUGACGCUGAUGAAGCUUCAAGGCAAGAUAUGGAAUCAGAAGAACCUGAAAAUCGCAAUCAAGCUGGAUCAACUACAUGCCAGCUUCAAGAUGAUGAUCUUUUGAUUUCAGCUGUCAUAAAAACUAAAACCUUCAAAUCCACUACCAAACACUCUACUCCCUCAAAGAAAUUCAACAAAACAGACUCUUUGAGAAAAUACAAGAGCCAAAAGGGCAGGUGCAGGUUGCUUCCUAGGAGUAUGGUUAAGGGCGGGAAAUACAUGGAAGGAAAAUGGCCCAUCAUUGGUGUAAGAACGGUAUUGUCUUGGUUGAUUGAGACGGGGGUUAUUUCUCUUAAUGAAGUCAUCCAAUACCGGAAUCCGAAGGAUGAAUAUGUGGUUAAAGAUGGCUUGGUUACUCGCGAUGGGAUCUUGUGUAAGUGUUGCAAUAAGACGGUCUCUCUCUCUGAAUUCAAAAGUCAUGCUGGUUUCAGGCUAAGCCGUCCUUGUGUCAAUCUUGUCAUGGAGUCUGGUAAGCCAUUCACCUUAUGCCAACUUGAGGCUUGGUCAACGGAGUACAGGGCCCGGAAAAAUGCCACCCAAGCCGUUCAAGUUGAUGAAGUGGAUCAGAAUGAUGAUAGUUGUGGUCUGUGUGGCAAUGGGGGCGAGUUGAUAUGCUGUGAUAACUGUCCAUCUACUUUUCAUCAGGCAUGCUUGUAUGUAAAGGAACUCCCAGAAGGAAAUUGGUAUUGCUCAAACUGCACUUGUCGGAUUUGUGGUGAUGUGGUUCAUGAUAAAGAGGCUUCAAAAUCACCCGACGCAUUGAAGUGUUCGCAGUGUGAGAAUAAAUAUCAUGAGGCAUGCCUGAAAGGGAAGGGUCUGUGUAAACAAGUGGCUUCUAAUACCUGGUUUUGUGGGGAAAGCUGUCAAGAGGUUUACUUAGGCCUUCAAUCUCAGAUCGGGCUUGUCAAUCUUCUUUCUGAUGGCUUCUCUUGGACACUUCUGAGGUGCAUUUAUGGGGAUCAAAGAGUUCAUUCUGCCCAAAGGUUUGUUGCUUUGAAGGCAGAAUGCAACUCAAAACUGGCUGUUGCUCUAAAAAUUAUGGAGGAAUGCUUUCUCCCCAUGGUGGAUCCAAGGACAGGCAUAGACAUGAUACCCCAUGUUGUAUACAACUGGGGAUCAGAAUUCGCACGUCUGAAUUAUCAUGGAUUUUAUACAAUGGUUUUGGAGAAAGACGAUGUGCUGAUGUCUGUUGCAUCAAUCAGGAUCCAUGGAGUAACAGUUGCAGAGAUGCCCCUUAUUGCAACUUGCAGUUUGUAUCGGCGCCAGGGAAUGUGUCGGCGCCUUAUGAAUUCUAUUGAAGAGAUGCUAAAAUCUUUCAAGGUUGAAAAGCUCGUGAUAUCUGCCAUUCCCAGUCUUGUGGAAACAUGGACUCUUGGGUUUGGCUUCCAAUCCUUGGAAGAUGGUGAGAGAAGGAGCCUGAGUAAUAUCAACUUGAUGGUAUUUCCCGGAACAGUAUGGUUGAAGAAGCCCAUUUUUGAAAACCAGGAAACAAGUCAACGAGGAGGUGGGGGAUCAGGACAUGCUACACCUUUGAGCUCGGAUGAUCCAACCGAAACAGUUGCUUGUUCUGAAGGAGGGCCCGCUGGUGAUUUUACAAGACAACCUGAUGGAAGCCCUCCACUGGAAGAAGAUGCUGCUCAAACAGCAACCGGGCAUAAUUUUACAAGGCAAUCUGAUGGAAGCCCUCCACUGGAAGAUGUCACUCGAACAGCAACUGGGCAUACGGGCGGCACCGACAUCCUGGUAGAGAAAGGAGAAGAUGGUAAUUGGACGGGGCAUUUUUCAAAGCUGUCCCGCGAAGAACCGGAUAGAACGGCAGGGGGAUCUCAUCUUGAAAUAGGUUGUGGCGCAGAAUCUGUGGUUCCGUAUGACGACAUGCAGGUAGAGAAAGGGCAAGAUGAUAAUUGGACGGAGCAUUUUUCAAAGCUGUCCUGCGAAGAACCCGAUAGAAUGGCAGGGGAAUCUCAAAUUGAAAUAGUUUGUGGCGCAGAAUCUGUGGUUACGUAUGACGAGAAAGAAGUAAGGUUGGAUGAACUGCCGCAGAUAUCUCAACUUGAAAUGGUUUGUGGUGUUGAAUCCGUGGUUGUGUAUGACGAGAAAGAACUAACCUUGGAUGAACAGUCGCGUGAAGCUGGUGUGUUGCAAAAUAAUGAUAAAUAAAGUUAAAUGUUUGGAAAAAUAGGUGUUGCCGUAGGACGUGAGACACAUAUUGCAGAUAGCGGGAUGAAUAUUGCUGGAAAAGAGGAUCAAAAGGAUAGCAUGUUGGCUGAGAGCUGUACCGCCAAUGCCUCACUGGAGAGGAUACCCCUAUCCAUCAGAUCCUCAGGAGAGAGAGAGAGAUGCCUAGCAAAAAAAAAUCUGCUUUGCAUUUUCUUGGUAUGUAAAUGUGUUUACCAAAGAAAAAAAAGAAGGGAAGGCUAGCAUCUGGAGAUAAUUCCAGAAUUAGGGCCAACAGUCAACACGGCCGCAACAGAGAAUGGGCCAUUAAAAAUUUAAAACUACAGUAGUAACCAGAAGACAUUUUAGCGACACAAUUUUUAUUAACAGCGUUUAAAUUGGUUUUAGUUUUUCAAUU
This is a messenger RNA of Rhododendron vialii, 5424 nucleotides long. Its product is annotated as increased DNA methylation 1-like. NCBI's taxonomy places the organism in Eukaryota, Viridiplantae, Streptophyta, Magnoliopsida, Ericales, Ericaceae. The coding region runs from base 537 to 5009 and encodes 1490 amino acids. The record is from RefSeq and is a predicted model, not a curated record. The transcript is spliced from 11 exons. Gene Ontology annotation, molecular function: acyltransferase activity, transferring groups other than amino-acyl groups.